UGUGUGUGUGUGUGUAUGUGUGUGUGCCAGUAUGUGAGCUAUGACAACAGUAGAGAUACCGUACAGUUUAACAGCAGCAGAAGCAGCAGCAGAGGGAAAAUGGUUGGACAUAUGUUCUCUAAUCUCCUGCUACUCUGGUCACUCAGCCGUGACAUUUUUAUAACUGGACUGACAUAUGAUGAUCCUAAGCAACAGUUCUGGAACAACCAGAACCUCUAUUCUGUCCCUCGGGAUUUGGAUGUAAGACUUAGAGGACUAGACCUGUCCAAUAACUUCAUCAGACAGUUGCACACACUUGUUUUGCCGCACUUGGAGCAGCUGGACCUGAGCUCCAACCAGCUGGAUCUCAUCUCCGAGGGGGCUUUUGAAAACUUGGCUCGACUUGAAGAGUUGAAUUUGUCCAGAAAUGCGCUGAACAACAACCUUGGCAGCAACAGCAAAGCUCUCCAAUCCAUCAGUAGACUGCAGAGUUUGGACAUAUCAAUGAAUGGCCUGAGCGAUGAUUCAGCUGAACUCUACCUUCGAAACAAAUCUUCUCUUAAUCAACUUAAGAUGACUGGUAAUGCUUUAACAAGACUUUCACCCAGCUUGUUUAAGGAGAGUAAAGGUUUAAGGGCCAUUACUAUCGAUGACAAUCUGAUAUCGGUGAUAGAAAAGGGGACAUUCAAACCAUUGAGCCAUUUAGAGAUGCUGAACUUGGCCAAAAAUAACCUUGCAAACAUCUGUGAUUUUAAACUACAUCAAGUUAAAUACCUGAAUCUUAGUCAAAAUUCAGUUGAGUUUUUUGUCACGCAUCAGGAUGACCAGUUCUAUGAUCUUGAAAUUCUUGAUUUGAGUUUCAACAAACUCCUUUAUUUUCCAAUUGUUCCCAAGAUGAACCGUUUGAGGUAUCUUCAUUUGCAGAACAACCUGGUUGGUACCUUGAAUUCAGAGGCCGCAAUGGUAUCAGAAGCCAAUUCCCUUUAUAGUGAGAUUAUAAAUGAGAAAAUAGUUCGAAAAAAUAUCCUUCACUCAAACUGGAGGCAGAUGCCACUGAUUUAUAUCGACCUGAGCUAUAACCACUUUAGGUCUUUCCCACUGGAGACUUUGAGCCUUCUCUCAUCCUUAGAAACACUGAAUUUCAGUUACAACUGUCUGCAAAACAUUAUCUGGAAUAUUAGAAAUCACAAUGAUUCAGGAUACAGUCGGCAGCUUUUCUUUCCCUCCUUAAAGCAACUCGACCUGCAAAGCAAUGGACUUGCAUAUAUUUCCCCACUCUUUCUAAACGCGCUCACACAAAUAGAUGCAUUAAAUCUGCAAGACAAUUCGGUGCAGCCUUGUGCUCGUAUGGACUGCCUGAGCAGCUCUGAAUCAAAGCAAAUAGAUGUCAACACAUCUUGUGUUACCUUCGAGCAGUUGAGAACUCUUAAACACCUCAAUCUUAAGGAAAACGAUAUAAAAAUGCUUCAUCCAAACACAUUCCAGGAAACCUCUUUGGUUUCGCUCAAUCUCGCAGAAAAUGCACACAUGGUAAUACAUGCGAGGUCGCUAGAAGGUGUGCGAAAAACACUUCGCCUCUUGAUUAUCAGCAGAACAAACAUGACCAGCUCUGAUCUGUCUUUACCCUGUAUGUCGGCGUUAACUCAGCUGAACAUGUCAAACAACCAUCUUGACAUCAUACCCAGCAGUUUAAGCUGCUCACCUCUUAGAGAAAUCGAUAUAAGAAAUAAUCGUUUUGUGUCUUUAAACAAUUCUUUGAUUCACACUUUGUCUGUACAUCUUAAUGUUAUGUAUAUUAGUGGGAAUUAUUUUAACUGCUGUGACACUGAAUGGCUGGCAAUCCUCAAUGAGUCUAAAGUAUACCUGCCUGAUGUGGGUGACACUGAAUGCUUUUCAGGUGAUACUAGAGUCAAGAUGACGGAGUAUCUCCAAAGCUCUUCGAUGUAUUGUUUGUCUCAUGGAAAAGCACAGGAGUUUGGACAAAUGUUCAUUAUUGCUUUAUUUGUAUUUGUAUUACUAACAGUGUUCAUCAUAUUUACCAGGAAGCUGUGCUGCACACAGAGAUCAUUUAUAGUGUGAUAUCCAUAGACUACUGUCAUUGGUUUUAUAUUGUACACACAUUGUAUAUUGCUCAACAUAUGGGUUACAUGAAGUAAACAAACCAAAUAGUGUCAGUGAGAAAACUGGAGAGCAAACUACUGCAACUGAAGCAUAAUUCCUGUGGCUUUCACUUUGGAUGACGCAUUUACAGAAGUGCAGCUAAAUGGUUGUUUAGGAUGUAAAAACCAACAGACUUUCAGUCAAGCGAACGCAGUAACGACUUCAAUAUUACACACACAUGCAUCUAUUCUCCGUUCAAGCUUUCUCUCGUGACACUUCCCAUAGCUAGUCUGUCAGAAAUGCAUCACGCUGUGUGACUUGCACGGCUAAGAUGUUGUGAUUGAAACUGGCUUUAUCGACUCCCAAGCUGUUUGGUCGCAGCAGCGCAUGCCAAAUCACUAAUCAGACAGAGAACUUUUUGCCCAUCCUCCAUUGUGAAAUGUUUGUUUGCAGCUAAAAGUUUAACCUUGGCUCAAAUUUCUAUGACGUCCGUGAAGUGUUGCACAACAUUCCCAGAAUCAAAACUGACCACCUCAAUGGCAAUUAGGAACCUUGUAAGAGUUUCUCUAUAAACAUAUGUACAUAUUUUUAAAUGACUGUGGUGUUCUCUAUCUGCAACUGUCUGUGUUUUGUGAUCUCUAUAAAUUAUGCGCCUCCGGUCCUGGGAGACCAAAUACAGGGGUAAAUGUAGCAACAGUUGUGCUGUACAUAAUAAACAGGCUGUACGUAAUAAACAAGCUGUACAUAAUAAACACGCUGUACGUAAUAAACAAGCUGUACAUAAUAAACAUGCUGUACGUAAUAAACAAGCUGUACGCAAUAAACAUGCUGUACGUAAUAACCAGAAAA
Molecule: messenger RNA, 2928 nt
Organism: Scophthalmus maximus (turbot)
Lineage: Eukaryota; Metazoa; Chordata; Actinopteri; Pleuronectiformes; Scophthalmidae
Product: transforming growth factor beta activator LRRC32-like
Exons: 2
Coding region: 16-2058 (680 amino acids)
Molecular function (GO): protein binding
Source: RefSeq, a predicted model, not a curated record